This is a messenger RNA of Lymnaea stagnalis (great pond snail), 404 nucleotides long. Lineage: Eukaryota; Metazoa; Mollusca; Gastropoda; Lymnaeidae. The record is from the annotation of a GenBank genome assembly.
CUACGCUCGGGUCAAGGGCGUUUGUCGCUGUGUCUGUCCUGAGAACAGAGACGUCAGCACCAACUGUCAGACACUGAAAAAUGGCCGUAAGCCUAUGAUACAAAAAUUCAUUUUUUCAGUUUCAUAACAUCACAAACAGUUUUACAAUGUAUUCAUUUGAUUGAUAUUAACCACGUAUUCUCAUAUUCAAUUUGCAAUAAACUGGUGAUCUCAUAACACAUUUUACUAACCAAUUUUUCUUAUGAUGAAUUAAUAUAAACGAAUAUUACUUGUAUCUUCCAGCCUCGCCCGUGGCCGUUUGGCCAAGUACUCCCAUCGUCCUUCUGGCUGGAGGCCCGAGCCAUUCUUGCCCAACAGGUUUUGACUCAACGCCUGGUUGGUUUUCGUUUACCGGUAAAUACGCA